AUGGCUACCAAGAUCCCAAAUAAGAAAUUUAGGAAAUGUCAGUGUGAGACACACCAUACUAAGAGCAUCCUGUGUCAGAUCCUUAACAAAGAACAUGGAAGUGAGACCAAGUGGCACCAGCAGCAUCACAGUCCCCACUGCUCCACAGGAAUCAAGGACUGUUCUUGCUUGGGUAGGAGAAGAGUUGUCCUGAAAACACCAGAAGCCAUGUGCAGAAGAGCUUCUGGAGUGCUCUUGAAGGCUUCAAUUUUUAUUAGAAACUUGCCUUCUUUUUAUCACAUGCCUUUGGAUGAUCAGCUUGUUCUCAUACAGCAGAACUGGGCCCCUCUUUUUGUCCUGGACAUGGCACAAGAAGGGGUGGAUUUUGAUCUGAGAGAGAUUUCAGUCCCUAGUUUAUUGAAAAAAAUCCUCCUCAAUCAGUCUUUGACAGCUAACAAUGAUCUGGGCAGCUCAUCACCAGGAGUGUCUUUGACAAAAGUUCAGAAGAUGAAGAAUCUCUUGUGGAAAUGCUGGGACCUGGACAUAAGUGCAAAAGAAUAUGCCUAUCUUAAAGGAAUUAUUCUUUUUAAUUCUGGAUGCUGUGUCCUAAAAUGUCUCCCAUAUGUACAAACACUGCAGCAGGAAGCUCAGCAAGCGUUGAUGGAGUUUGUCUCAACAAUGUUCCAUGGAAACCUGGGCAGGUUUGCUUCGAUUCUUCAGCUGAUCACCUCUCUUCGAGACAUUGAUGCAGAUGCUAUUGAAGAGCUCUUCUUCAGGCCCAUUGCAGGAGAGGCCAUCCUAAACAUAUUACUUCUAGAAACACUACAUAUCAAGCCAGUCUGCCUUUGA
This is a messenger RNA of Manacus vitellinus (golden-collared manakin), 828 nucleotides long. RefSeq names its product nuclear receptor subfamily 0 group B member 2-like. Gene Ontology annotation, molecular function: transcription corepressor activity; transcription factor binding. Gene Ontology annotation, cellular component: nucleus; cytoplasm. Gene Ontology annotation, biological process: negative regulation of transcription by RNA polymerase II. The coding region runs from base 1 to 828 and encodes 275 amino acids. The record is from RefSeq and is a predicted model, not a curated record. NCBI's taxonomy places the organism in Eukaryota, Metazoa, Chordata, Aves, Passeriformes, Pipridae. The transcript has 2 exons.